AUGACUGGCAUGUGUUACGAAGUGCUGCAGAAGGCACUAACGGCGCUGAAGGGCAAGAUGGCGCCCAGUGGCUCCCUCUUCCAGGCAGUUCACACGUUCGUACUUAAUCCGAAGUCCAUCACUAUGGGGCAGCUCUACGGAGAAUUCGAUCUCAUGACUCAUGAAUGGACGGACGGCAUCCUGUCGUCACUGAUACGCGUCGGGUCGGCGGCGACCGACGACGACAAGAAGUGGUACGUGUUCGACGGCCCCGUCGACGCUGUCUGGAUCGAGAACAUGAACACUGUACUGGACGACAACAAGAAACUGUGUCUGAGCAGCGGCGAAAUCAUCAAGCUGUCAGAGAGUCAGACGAUGAUGUUUGAGGUGGCGGACCUGGCCGUCGCCUCGCCGGCGACCGUGUCGCGAUGCGGCAUGGUCUACCUGGAGCCGAGCAUCCUCGGUCUGAAGCCGUUCGUCUCCUGCUGGCUGCAGACGAUCCCCGAAGCCAUGCAGCCGCACGCAGACGCGCUCCUGCUGCUCUUUGACAGGCUGCUGGAGCCGUCACUGGAGUUCGUGAGAAAAAGUGUGAGGGAGAUAGUCGGCACUGUGAAUAGCAACCUGACUUUCAGCCUGAUGAAGCUCAUGGACUGUUUCUUUAAGCCAUUCAUGCCGCAAGAGGGUAAGAGACCAACCAGUACGGAGAAGCAGGCAAAGAUACCGGCGCUGGUAGAGCCAUGGUUCCUGUUCGCACUAGUCUGGUCUGUAGGCGCAACGUGCGACAACAAUGGGCGCUCAAAGUUCUCUACUUGGUUGAGAGAAAUGACAGCAAGCAUGGCCGUGCAACUCCCGUUCCCAGAGGAAGGUCUUGUUUACGACUACAUGCUCGAUGAUGGAGGCGUCUCACUAGAGACGGAGGACGAGGAGGAACUCGGGCCGAUUACAUGGAAAAACUGGAUGGCGGAGACACCGACGUACACAAUCACUGCUGACAUGAACUUCUCCGACAUAAUAGUGCCUACGAUGGAUACUGUGCGUACGUCACAGCUACUCGAGAUGCUGGUCACGGCCAAUAAAACAGUGCUGUGUGUCGGCCCUACUGGGACGGGUAAGACGCUGACAAUAGCCGACAAGCUGGUGAGAGGAAUGCCGAGGGAAUGCGUCUCGGAUUUCAUCACGUUUUCAGCGCGGACGAGUGCCAAUCAGACGCAGGACCUAAUUGAUAGCAGAUUGGAUAAAAGGUAUUCCCUAUCGGCGAGAGAGUUCCGUAAACUCGUCGACGUCAAUUUCGUCUGUGCGAUGGGUCCUCCGGGAGGAGGUCGCAACCCCGUGACUCAGAGAUUGACCCGUCACUUCAACUUCCUGUCACUGACGGAGCUGGAACAGGAGAGCAAGCAUCGUAUCUUCGCAAUGAUUGUAUCCAGCUGGAUGGACAAUUCCCCGCAGAUCGGGGAACACUGCACGGCGCUAGUCGACGCCUGCAUAUCGGUAUACUCGACCAUCACAACGCAGCUGCUGCCGACGCCGGCAAAGAGCCACUACACGUUCAACCUUCGAGAUCUGUCCAAGGUCAUUCAGGGUGUACUGAUGGCUGAUGCCUCGAGGAUAGAGAUGGUUGCGGUGAUGGAGGAAUACAUGGAGGACUACAAUCAGGUGAACACGGCGCAGAUGAAGCUCGUGCUGUUCAUGGAUGCUGUAAAGCACGUGACGCGCAUCAGCCGCGUCAUCCGGCAGCCUCUUGGCAACGCCCUGCUGCUCGGAGUCGGAGGCAGCGGCAGGCAGAGCCUCACCCGUCUAGCUGCCCACAUCUGUCACUGGUCAUAUUUCUAUUGGCUGCACGAGUGUACAUACACACGCAGCGUGAACGUCUACGCUAACUCCGAUAUCAAGAACGAGUCGUUCCUAGAAGAUAUCAACAACAUUCUGAACUCCGGCGACGUGCCUAACAUCUACGCGCUGGACGAGCUUGACCAGAUCUAUGCUGCAAUGAAGCCCGCCGCACAGGACCUCUCUCUGCAGCCCACCAAGACCAAUCUGUUCUCACUCUACACAAAGAGAGUGCGCAGCAACCUUCACACAGUCAUCACGAUGAGCCCAAUAGGAGAGGUGUUUAGAGCCAGACUACGUCAGUUCCCCGCUCUCGUCAACUGCUGUACCAUCGACUGGUUCUCUGAGUGGCCAGACGAGGCGCUGCGAUCGGUUGCCAUCAACUUCCUGAAUGAGAUUCCUGACCUGGAUGCAGACGAUGUUGUUAUGGAAGGUUUGGUAUGCAUGUGCAAGACGAUCCACCAGCUGGUGUCGGAGAAGUCGGUGCGCUUCCUACAGGAGCUCUCCCGUCACAACUACGUGACACCCACCAGCUACCUGGAGCUGCUUGGCAUCUUCACUCACCUAGUCAAGCUGAAGAAGUCUGAGCUAAACACGGCGAGGCUACGCACUAAGACUGGUCUUGAUAAGUUGCUGAGCACAGCAGAGGAGGUGGCAAAAAUGCAGAUCGAACUGGAGGUGAUGGGUCCAGAAUUGGUCGAGGCAACCAAGCAGACGGAGCUGACGAUGGUGCAGAUAGAGGAGGAUACAAAGAUCGCCGAGGUUACAAAGCAGGCAGUAGAGAAGGACGAGGCCGUUGCCGAGGCGCAGAGAGUCGCGUCGCAGGAUAUCGCAGACGAUGCUGAACGCGAUCUUGCCGAGGCGUUGCCUGCUCUCGACGCUGCGCUGAAAAGUCUGGACGCUCUCAACAAGAACGACAUUGUCGAGGUGAGGGCCAUGCAACGUCCGCCAGAUGGCGUGAGGUUAGUCAUGGAGGCGGUCUGCAUCAUGUUUGAAGUGAAACCGAAGAAGGUGCCAGGAGAGAAGCUUGGCCAGAAGAUAGAUGACUACUGGGAUGCAGGCAAGGCGCUGCUACAGGAUCCGCCAAAGUUUAUCUCAGAGUUGCGAACCUAUGACAAGGACAACAUACCUGAUGCAGUGAUAACCAAGGUGCAGCCGUACGUCGACAUGGAGACAUUCACGCCAGCUGCCAUUGCCAAGGUGUCAAAGGCAUGCACGUCGAUCUGUCUGUGGGCACUAGCCAUGCACAAGUACCAUUUUGUCGCCAAGGGUGUGGCGCCGAAAAGGGCAGCCCUGGCUAAGGCCAGCGAGGAGUUGGAGAUAACAAACGCCAAGCUGGCAGAGGCGCGCGGGCGGCUCGCUGAAGUUGAAGAUAAACUCGCAAAGCUACAGGCCGGCUACGACGCCUCGGUCCAUAAGAAGAAACAAUUGGAAGAUAACUGCAAGCUCUGCGAAGAUAGAUUGGUCCGAGCCGACAAGCUGAUCGGAGGACUGGCCGAUGAGAAAGACAGGUGGGCGGACACUGUCAAAGAGCUCGACUUCCUUAUCACCAAUAUAGUGGGCGACAUUCUCGUAUCUGCCGGCUCCAUAGCCUACCUGGGUCCGUUCACGGGCGAGUACAGGGCGCAGUUGGUGUCCGAGUGGGUGGUGAAGCUAGCCGACAUGCGUGUACCGCACACUAGCGCGCCGACGCUCAUCGACACGCUCGGCGACCCCGUGCGCGUGCGCGCGUGGCAGAUCGCCGGCCUGCCGCGAGACAGCCUCUCCGUCGAGAACGCCGUCGUCAUGCAGUACUCGCAGCGCUGGCCGCUCUUCAUCGAUCCGCAGGGGCAGGCCAACAAGUGGAUCAAGUGUCUCGAGAAAGAUGCUGGAAUCGACGUGAUCAAGCUUUCUGACAAGGAUUUCUUGCGAAGUCUCGAGAAUGCAAUAAGAUUUGGCAAGCCCUGCAUGCUGGAAAACGUUGGCGAGGACCUUGACCCUGCUCUAGAACCCGUGCUUCUGCGACAGACGUUCAAACAAGCCGGAAGUACGGUAAUCAAACUGGGUGAUGCCGUCAUUCCUUAUCACGAUGACUUCAAGUUCUACAUCACCACCAAGCUGCCGAAUCCUCACUACACGCCAGAGGUCAGCACCAAGGUGACCAUCAUAAAUUUCACCCUCGCACCAAGCGGCCUUGAGGAUCAGCUGCUCGCCCUUGUCGUCGCCGAGGAGAGGCCUGACCUUGAGGAAGCCAAGAACCAGCUGAUCGUCUCCAACGCGCAGAUGAAGCACGAGCUGAAGGAGAUCGAGGACAAGAUCCUCGCAAAGCUGAGCGCGUCCGAAGGAAGCCCCGUCGACGAUGUCGACCUCAUUGCGACCCUCGGCGCCUCCAAGGUCAAGUCUCAGGAGAUUUCGGCCAAGGUAGCUGCAGCCGAAAAGACGGAGCUGGAAAUCGACACGACGCGCAGUCAGUACAUCCCCGUCGCCGUGCGCGCGCAAAUCCUAUUCUUUUGCAUGAGCGAUCUCUCGCUGAUCGACCCCAUGUAUCAGUACAGCCUUGAGUGGUUCAACGGAAUCUUCCUCGGCGCGAUAGCCAACGCCGAGCGAGCAGACGUGGUUGAACAGCGCAUCGCGAACAUCGACGCCCGCUUCACGUUCAGCCUCUACAGCAACGUGUGCCGCUCGCUGUUCGAGAAGCACAAGCUGCUCUUCGCCUUCCUGCUCUGCACCCGCAUCAUGAUGAACGACAACCGCAUUGACAUGGACGAGUGGCGCUAUCUACUGGCAGGUGGCACACAUGCGCCGAAUCCGAGACCCAACCCGGCUUCUGAGUGGCUGUCCGACCGUGCGUGGGACGAGUUCCUAACCCUCGCUGCACUCCCAAACUUCACCGACUUUGUGGACGAUUUUGAAAACUGCGCGGUGGGACUGAGAGCGAUAUUCGACUCUGUCGAGCCACACAGAGAGGCUCUCCCGGGUGAGUGGGAAGCGAGAAUGCAACCCUUCCAGAAGAUACUCAUUCUACGGUGCCUUCGAGCCGAUAAAGUGACAAAUGCAUUCCAGGACUUUGUAGCUGCAAAUUUGGGACAAAAGUUCAUUGAGCCACAGGCGGUGGACCUGUCGGAGGUGUUUAAGGACUCGUCUCCCACCUGCCCACUGAUCUUCGUCCUGUCACCGGGCACGGAUCCCGCCGCAGAUCUCAACAAGUUUGCCGAGGAAAUGAAAUUCUCAAAGAAGCUCAACUCGAUAUCUCUCGGCCAAGGCCAGGGUCCCCGAGCAGAGGCUAUGCUGAGAAGUGCCCUGGAGAGGGGCAAGUGGGUGUUCUUCCAGAACUGUCACCUCGCUCCCAGCUGGAUGCCAAGCCUCGAACGACUUAUCGAGCAAAUAGAUCCCGAGAAGGUUCACAGAGAUUUUCGCGCAUGGAUGACCUCAAUGCCGAGUCCGAAAUUCCCAGUGUCCAUCCUGCAGAAUGGCUCUAAGAUGACAGUAGAGCCCCCUAGAGGCAUCAAAGCAAACCUACUCAAGUGCUAUGCCAACUUCUCUGAUGAGUACUUUGAUUCUUGUGAAGGAAAGGCGCCUGUCUUCAAACACCUGCUGCUCUCGCUCUGUCUCUUCUACGGCUGCGUGCUGGAGAGACGCAAGUUCGGCGCGCUCGGCUUCAACAUACCGUACGAGUUCACCGAUGGUGAUCUGCAGAUCUGCAUCAGUCAGCUGAAGAUGUUCCUCAUCGAAUACGCCGAGACGCCGUUCAAGGUGUUGAAGUACACGGCGGGGCAGAUCAACUACGGCGGCCGCGUGACGGAUGACUGGGACCGCCGCUGUCUGAUGAGCGUGCUAGACGGCUUCUACUGCAGCGACGUGCUCAACGCUGAGCACAAGUACAGCGAGUCCGGCGUCUACCGGCAGAUCGACCCGGACGCGUGCGGCCACGAGGCAUAUACGGCUUACAUUCGGGGACUUCCUAUCAAUGAUACACCGGAGAUAUUUGGUCUACAUGAGAAUGCCAACAUCACCUUUGCGCAGAAUGAGACUUUUGCUCUCCUAAACGGGCUGCUGUUGCUACAACCAAAGUCUUCCUCAGGAGGGGGGCAAUCUAGAGAGGAGGUGAUGGAGGAGACAGCAAAAAGCAUACUGGAGCGCGUUCCACCGCCCGUCGAUGAGGCUAUGGUAAUGGAGAAACAUCCUGUAAUGUACACUGAAUCGAUGAACACAGUCCUUAUACAGGAGGUUGGCAGGUUUAAUCAGCUGCUGCGAGUCAUACACCAGAGCCUGCAGGAUCUACUGAAAGCUCUAAAGGGGCUGGUGGUAAUGUCGCAGGCACUAGAAGAGAUGGCAAACAGUCUCUUCAUUAACUCAGUGCCAGCUAUGUGGGCGGCUAAGGCUUAUCCAUCGUUGAAGCCGCUUGCAUCUUGGGUGACAGACCUCGUUGCCCGCAUGCACUUCAUGCAGGACUGGAUUGACAACGGCACUCCGAACAUCUUCUGGAUUUCCGGAUUCUUCUUCCCACAGGCUUUCCUGACGGGCACGUUGCAGAACUUUGCCCGCAGGAAUAUGGUCGCGAUUGACACAAUAUCGUUUGGUUUCGAGGUGCUGCAGCAGCCUCUGCAUCUCAUCGAGUCGGCGCCAGUCAACGGAUGCUACGUGCACGGCCUCUUCAUAGAGGGCGCCAAGUGGGACUCGGAUCGCGGCAUGCUCGCAGAGGCGCGGCCCAAGGAGCUGUACACGGACAUGCCCCUGCUGUGGUUCUACCCGGAGGUGAAUCGCACGCAGCCGUCGACCGGCUUCUAUCUGUGUCCGCUCUACAAGACGCUGCAGAGAGCCGGAACACUGUCCACAACAGGUCACUCCACCAACUACGUGUUGGCCAUAGAAAUUCCGUCCGACAAACCGCAGCAACACUGGAUCAAGAGAGGAGUCGCUAUGCUCUGCGCCCUCAAAUACUAAUCAUACCGAAGCACGUGUCGCUAGCGCCCCCUCUCGGCAUGUUUGGAUGCAUCGUGGUUGUAAUUGGAAUGAGAGCGAUGGGUCAGUUUAUUGAUUGAUACGUGGCUUGUGUUCUCUCAUGUUCACGUUUUGCUCACUUAAAUAACAAACUAGAGCUCGUUUGGCAUGCGUGAGUCUAAGCUAUGGCAUUCGUUCUUAACAAAAGGUGACUUUUAUCUUGGUCAUGGUGAUCAGUGUGCAGAAUCGUAGCAGGAAUUGAUCAAUCUGUAGAUCAUAACAUGAACUUUAAAAUAUCACAACAGAAUGGAAAAAAUACGUUCUUGAACAACUAAGAUUUGACAAACUAAGAUAUUCCAUUCUUGCUUUAUGGUAAUAAAUAAUAAUAUAGUGAGAUAUUAUUUGAACAAACGCAUAGAAAUUAACAACUAAAAUAGUAUACACGUCACUGUUAGUGUUAUGGCUUGAUAUAUAUUGUGUUGCUUCUAAAAUUUAUUUUUGUGCAAUAUAUUACACCAUUUGUUGUAGUGAAAGAUGUUAUAAAGUGGGCUGUUGUAAGCUACACGAUUUCGUAAUCCGUCCAUUUUAUCUAUUGAAAAUUUCUAUAUAUUGUUUAUCAAAUAAAUAAAGUAGUUGAAGUAA
Molecule: messenger RNA, 7368 nt
Organism: Priapulus caudatus
Lineage: Eukaryota; Metazoa; Priapulida; Priapulimorpha; Priapulimorphida; Priapulidae
Product: dynein heavy chain 1, axonemal-like
Exons: 41
Coding region: 1-6729 (2242 amino acids)
Biological process (GO): microtubule-based movement
Cellular component (GO): dynein complex
Molecular function (GO): dynein intermediate chain binding; dynein light intermediate chain binding; minus-end-directed microtubule motor activity
Source: RefSeq, a predicted model, not a curated record